Poecilia reticulata (guppy) is the source of this 1041-nucleotide messenger RNA. RefSeq names its product cytochrome c oxidase subunit 4I2 (gene cox4i2). Lineage: Eukaryota; Metazoa; Chordata; Actinopteri; Cyprinodontiformes; Poeciliidae. The record is from RefSeq and is a predicted model, not a curated record. Gene Ontology annotation, cellular component: respiratory chain complex IV. Gene Ontology annotation, biological process: mitochondrial electron transport, cytochrome c to oxygen.
CCCAGCGGUCACUGGAUGAGAGGCCGACUGUUGCUGCUGACUCUUGGCUGCCAUGCUGAGAUAAAGGCGGCUCGGUGCCAAUCAGAACCUGUUAGUCUCCCUUCUUACCCACACAAAGCUCCAUCUGAAGGACUCCGGCUGCCCAGAGGCCUAAUUAAAACCUGGAAGGGGGCUCUCUGUCCCUCUCCCAGCCUCCUUCCCCUCUCUCUCUCUCUUCCUCCCUCUUUCUCUCUGCCUUUGUCGCCCGCCCACCAGUUGAUUCCAGCUCAGUGUCAGGAGGCGACGGGAGAGAAGGCCAAAGCAGACUUUUUCUCACCAAGCGUUGCUGCUUUUCCUGCUGCACCUUCCAGUCUCACCAUCACCAUGCUGCGCUUGACCUCGUCUCGCCUGGGAAGUCUUCUGGCCGGCCGUCCCACAGCAGCCCUGACCUUCAGCAUCAAGGGCAGGGCGGCGAGCCAACAGAGUCAUGAGGUGUCAGAGGCAGUGGACAUGUCUCGGUCGAUGUACUACGACCGCGUGGACAUGCCUCUGCCUGACAAGCCCUAUAAGGACGUGUUGAGUGAAGCUGAACAGAAGCUGAAGCAGAAGGAGAAAGGACCCUGGAGUCAGCUGACCAAUGAGGAGAAGGUCGCCUGUAAGUCCCGCCCACUUCUUAAUCUGAAAGUGUACCGUCUCAAGUUCUGCCAGAGCUACGCCGAGAUGAGGGCUCCCUCAGGAGAGUGGAAGACUGUGUUGGGUGGAAUGCUCUUCUUUCUGGGCUUCACAGGUCUGGUGGUCUGGUGGCAGAGGAUUUACGUCUACCCUCCCAACCCCAGGACACUGGAGGAUGACUGGAAGGCCAUGCAGCUCCAGAGAAUGCUGGACAUGAGGAUCAACCCUGUGGAGGGAGUAUCCGCCAAGUGGGACUACGACAAGGGCCAGUGGAAGUGAGACGGGGGGCCACAGAGGCUCCUCUACAGCUAUUGAAGGCUUCUGUCAUUAAUACUGCUGAAGCCGUCCACAUGUAAUCACAGAUUAAUAAUAAAACAUUAUGAAAACUCA